GCGGAAGUGGUAGUGCAUUACUCAUCGACGUCGCGGAGAUUACUCUGGUUUUACAAUUCGUUUCAUUUUGUAGCUUCGUAGUUGUUCGAAUGAUUUCAUGAAUGAGGACUACCUCGUGCUGUACGUGUGCUUAUACAGUACAUCAUUUGUGGACCAGACUCACUGUUUAAGCUACGUGGUGAUGUUGAAAGUGAAAGGUGUGGAUCAGAUUUAAGUUUACCCCUACAGGUGACGUUUAACAGCCGGUUUCUUUGGAUUAUCCCAUUUGGAGGGCGACACACAGAGGACGAUGGAGAUGCUGAAAACAAGUGUGGGUACUUUGAAUGAAGAAGUCCUCAAGAGACUGUCAAAGAUGUUGGACAAUUCAACUUGCGGAUGGAGGCAACUAGCGAACGCUGUGUCCGAGCAUCCGAAAUUCCGCUGCAGUGACAGAGAGCUGACCAACUGCUCACUUCAGGUGCUGAGUCCUGCAGGCAGCCCAGGACGUACCCUCCUGGCCUGGCUCGCUGAUCGCUUCUGCUCCCUGGACUUCCUGCUCCACUCCCUGGGAAAAAUCAACCACCUGGAAGCUGUGCAGUACCUCUCCUCCAUGGUGGAGCUGACACAGAUUACAGAGCAGCCUCGGUCCCAGCAGGCCACAGUGGGGGGUAGGCUGGUGUUGACCUGCAGAGCCUCUGGACCUCCUGGACUUAGCUACCAGUGGUUCAGAGACAAAGAAGAGAUAUUGGAUGAGACAGGACGCACACCAGAGCUGGUUCUGUGUCCUUUAGGUCCGGUCCACCAGGGUAACUACAUCUGUCGAGUCAACCACAGAGAAAACUUUGUCUUCUCCCAGUGGGCUCAAGUUCGCUGCAUCCUCUCUGCAGGAUGCAGCAGCACGUUUCAAGGCUCAUCGAGUGGGCUGCAUAUCAUCCACCAGCCUCAGUCUCAAACUGUGUCUGAGGGCGACACUCUUUUCCUGCAGUGUAAAGCAGAGGCCAACCCACCUGCCCAGUAUGAGUGGUACCACAACACAGUGGCACUGAAACAACCCAAGACAUGUUCGCUGAAGAUCCCAUGUGUGACCACAGCAAACAGAGGACCGUACAGAUGCAAGGUGUUCAACUUGUAUCACGAGGUGUGGAGUGACACAGCAACAGUCAGUGUUGGCCCCAGUUCCAUCACUGAGGCCGACUGGGAGGAAGUUGAUCGUGGGUCAGACUCACAGAAAGUCCCCAGGAAAUAUGGAAUUCAUCAUUUACAACAGAUGGCCAAACCGCCAUCAUCAGCCAAACAGUUCUAUGCAACUGACAAAGUUGCUCUCCUGAUUGGCAACAUGAACUACGUCCACCACACUCAGCUGUGUGCUCCAAUUGCUGACGUCCACGAGUUGACCAACUUCCUCAGACAAAUGGACUUCAAGGUGGUUUCCCUGAUUGACCUCAACUGGCAGGAGAUGCACAGCGCUGUCACUGAGUUCCUCCUGCUGCUUGAUAAGGGAGUCUAUGGCUUGCUUUACUUCGCUGGUCAUGGUUAUGAGAAUUUUGGCAACAGUUUCAUGGUACCCAUCGACGCUCCAGCCUCCUACACAUCAGAGCACUGUUUGUGUGUCCAGAACAUUCUCACCAGGAUGCAACAGAAAGAGACUGGACUCAACGUAUUCCUUCUGGACAUGUGCCGCAAAAGGAACCCACAUGAUGAUGUCAUUGUACAACCAGGACUGCUCAAAGUGACGGCAAAUAUAGUGUUUGGAUAUGCCACAUGUGUAGACGCUGAGGCAUAUGAAGUGAAAAGGGAAGAUGUGUCAAAUGGCAUCUUCAUCAGCUUCCUCAAACGCAGAGUUUGUGAAGAAGAGAAGGUCACGUUCAUGCUCGACAGAGUGGCUGAAGAUAUGGGUCGUUGUGCGAUCACCAGAGGGAGGCAGGCUCUGGAGCUGCGAAGUAACCUUUCAGAUCGACGUUGCCUCACCGACCGGAUACAGACACCUGACUGUUCUGCCUCCCAAUCAGCUCGAAACCUGCAAUGGGCUGUAGCUCAUGACCUACCAAACAGUGACUGCCUGCAGUUUGACUGUGGGGUCAAGGUGCAGCUUGGGUUUGCGGCAGAGUUCUCCAACGUCAUGGUCAUCUACACGCGGAUUCUUGAGCAGCCCAAAGAGAUUGUUUCCUGCUCUGCUCAGCUUACUGACUUCCCUGAGGGUGUUGACGUUGAUCUGAAGAAGAGUAACCAGGAAACUCUUCUUGAAGCCGGCAGUUUAAUACUAAUUAAUGAAAAUCUUCUUUCACCGGAGGUCCCUAGUCUCUAUACCCGCGUCCGAAGCCUGCAGAGACUCAGGAAGGAGUUCAAAUUCACCAUCUGCCUCCUUUACAUCUAUUCCAACAUGGAUGAGGAAGUGCAGGAAAGGCAAACAGUGACAGUUGGUAAACCACUGGUCUCCAAACUCAACCUGCAUGAACCCCGACCACCUCAGGCUUCUUACCCCUCGUCCUCCAGCUCUGACUCCUUCAACUUUCCUGAGUGCUCUUCCCUGACAGAGGCCUUUGCCUCAGUUAGUUCAUCAAAUGCGUGGUCAUAUGAUGAAGACACUGCCACACAGUCCAAUGCCAUUGGCUCUUCACCUUCACUUAGAAAUGCUAAUGUACCAGAGGAGACUGACAGCUCUGAUUUUGUUGAUGGGCCUAAACCUCUUGUCGCCAGCAAAAGUUUGCCCAUCAGCCAAGUGAAUGAGACAAACUACAAAUUCAGCGACAUGUACAACUUUCAUUCUAACUAAGGAUAAUGACACCCCAUUUCUGAUCAAGCAUGUGGAUUUGUGUUUUAGUGAAAUAAAUGAUUACUACUACUACUAAGCUGACUCAGGACACUUGCUAUUGUAAAUAGUCAAUUUAUCUUAAUAACGUUUUUUUAAGGUUUUCUUAUCAAUUUUGUAUUAUUUUUGUUUUAUAUUAUAAUGCAUUUGAAGUUAUACACUGCUGAUCGCGUGUUAUAUGCUGUGCUUGCCAUAAAGAACAUAUAUUAAACAAUAUUAAGUAUA
Molecule: messenger RNA, 3013 nt
Organism: Labrus bergylta (ballan wrasse)
Lineage: Eukaryota; Metazoa; Chordata; Actinopteri; Labriformes; Labridae
Gene: malt2
Product: MALT paracaspase 2
Biological process (GO): proteolysis
Molecular function (GO): cysteine-type endopeptidase activity
Source: RefSeq, a predicted model, not a curated record